Molecule: messenger RNA, 4048 nt
Organism: Rhododendron vialii
Lineage: Eukaryota; Viridiplantae; Streptophyta; Magnoliopsida; Ericales; Ericaceae
Product: ABC transporter B family member 15-like
Exons: 8
Coding region: 171-3896 (1241 amino acids)
Biological process (GO): transmembrane transport
Cellular component (GO): membrane
Molecular function (GO): ATP hydrolysis activity; ATP binding; ABC-type transporter activity
Source: RefSeq, a predicted model, not a curated record
CCCUAUAUUUCCUCACUAGUUAAGUGACAGCCGCUUUUUGAAGCAACCACCGUUAGCUGCCUGAGCUCCCAUCCCUUUCGGAAAAUCUCAGUACUAUUAAUUGUUGCUUUAGAGAGAGAGAGAGAGAGAGAGAGAGAGAGAAGGGGAAGUACUACCGAAGUAAGGAAGGCAUGGGGAACCAAAAGAAGAGCAGUGGGUCGAUUCGAUCCAUUUUCAUGCAUUCAGAUGGCAUUGAUAAGCUGCUUAUGGGCUUCGGAUUCAUUGGGUCGCUCGGUGACGGGCUCUCUAUGCCCAUCAUUUUGCUCUUCACUGGCAAAAUUAUGAACAAUAUCGGUGGCGCUUCCAUCACCAAUAACUUCUCUCACAGCAUCAACAAGAAUUCAGAAUUCCUGUGCUUCGUGGCGCUUAUGCAAGGGGUAUCUUGUUUUCUUGAGGGGUAUUGUUGGACAAGAACAGCAGAAAGACAAGCGUCAAGAAUGAGAUCAAGAUAUUUGAAGGCAGUGCUAAGGCAAGACGUGGGUUACUUUGAUUUGCAUGUCACAAGCACCGCCGAAGUCAUCACAAGCGUCUCUAGUGACAGUCUUGUUAUUCAAGAUGUUAUUAGUGAAAAGGUUCCAGUGUUCUUGACGAACUUAUUCACAUUCAUUGGGGCCUACAUAGUGGCAUUUGCACUUCUACGGAGGCUAGCAAUUGUGGCGUUCCCCUUUGUGAUAUUUCUUGUAAUCCCUGGUUUGAUGUAUGGAAGGGCAUUAAUGGGAAUAGCUAGAAAAAUGAGGGUGGAAUACAACAAGGCAGGGAUAGUAGCAGAACAAGCACUCUCUUCUAUUAGAACUGUUUAUGCCUUUGUUGGAGAGAGUAAGACUAUGAGAAAUUACUCUAUUGCCCUUCAAGGGACUGUUGAUCUAGGGCUAAAGCAAGGGUUGGCAAAAGGAUUAGCCAUUGGCAGCAACGGCAUAGUGUUUGCACUUUGGUCCUUCAUAGCUUACUAUGGUAGUAGAUUGAUUAUGUACCAUCACACAAGCGGAGGCAAUGUUUUUGCGACGGGAGCUGGCAUCGCCAUCGGUGGGCUGUCACUGGGUUCUGCUUUAUCAAACCUAAAAUACUUCUCCGAAGCAUCCGCGGCAGGAGAAAGAAUAUUGGAACUAAUAAAAAGAGUACCCAAAAUUGAUUCCGACAACAUGGACGGCCAAAUUCUCGAGAGCAUUUUGGGCGAAGUUGAAUUCAAAAACGUCAAAUUCGCCUACCCAUCGCGACCCGACACCCCCAUUUUCCAAAACUUCAACCUGAAAAUCCCAUCAGGAUUAACAGUGGCACUAGUCGGCGGGAGCGGGUGCGGAAAAUCAACAGUGAUCGCGCUUUUGCAACGGUUUUAUGAUCCAAUGGGGGGAGAGAUUUGUCUGGAUGGAGUGGCCAUUGAUAAGCUCCAAUUGAAGUGGUUGAGAUCUCAGAUGGGGUUGGUGAGUCAAGAGCCAGCACUAUUUGCUACAAGUAUUAAAGAGAACAUACUAUUUGGGAAGGAAGAUGGUGAUAUGGAAGACAUCAUUGCUGCUUCUAAAGCUUCUAACGCUCAUAAUUUCAUUUCUCAGCUGCCUCAGGGUUAUGAUACCCAGGUGGGUGAGAGAGGAGUUCAAAUGUCAGGGGGACAGAAGCAGCGAAUUGCAAUCGCUCGCGCCAUAAUCAAGGCACCGCGCAUCCUCUUACUUGACGAGGCCACAAGCGCGCUGGACUCGGAAUCAGAGCGAGUCGUGCAAGACGCACUCGACAAUGCUGCUGUGGGCCGCACAACUGUCAUCAUUGCUCACCGCCUCUCCACCAUCCGAAACGCCAAUGUCAUUGCCGUCGUCCAAAAUGGUCAGGUAAUUGAAACAGGCUCGCACGAUGAACUAAUCUGCGACGAAAACGGCAUGUAUGCAUCCCUAGUCCGGAUGCAACAAAGAGAGAAUAAGAGAGAAGUUCCAUCAAAUGGCGAUUCAACUUUGUCGAACAACCCAAAAAUGGAUUCAAACAACAACAGCAGUCGAAGAUUGCCAAUUCUAAGUCGAUCCAAUUCAGCAAACUCGGCUGCCCAAAGUCAGAGACUCGACAAUUCUUCUAAGGUGGGACUAGACCAAGAUUUUCCUGUUCCCUCAUUUCGAAGACUUUUGGCGAUGAAUUUACCCGAGUGGAGGCAAGCGGUAAUGGGGUGCAUAGGUGCGGUUCUGUUCGGUGCGAUUCAACCGCUUUAUGCUUUCGCAAUGGGAUCGGUGAUUUCGGUUUAUUUCUUGCCCGAUCACAAUGAGAUCAAGUACAAGAUAAGGAUUUAUUCGUUGUGGUUCGUUGGGUUGGCGAUAUCGUCCCUGUUGAUUAACGUAAUUCAGCAUUAUAAUUUUGCUUACAUGGGGGAGCAUUUGACGAAGCGGAUUAGAGAGAGGAUGUUGUCCAAGAUAAUGACGUUUGAAGUCGGUUGGUUUGAUCGGGAUGAGAAUUCUAGUGGUUCUAUUUGCUCUCGGCUCGCUAAAGAUGCUAAUGUGGUGAGAUCUCUGGUGGGCGAUAGGAUGGCACUCCUUAUCCAAACCUUUUCGGCAGUAACCAUAGCUUGCACCAUGGGCCUGAUCAUCGCAUGGAGGCUCGCAUUAGUCAUGAUAGCAGUUCAACCCCUCGUGGUCGUCUGCUUCUACUUGAAGCGCGUCCUUCUCAAGAACAUGUCCAAGAAGGCCUUGAAGGCCCAAGACGAAAGCAGCAAGCUAGCUGCAGAAGCAGUCUCCAACCUUCGGACUGUUACAGCCUUCUCUUCUCAGUCUCGAGUCCUCCAAAUGCUCGAAAAGGCCCAAGAAGGCCCACGACGUGAAAGCAUCCGACAAUCAUGGUUCGCUGGUAUUGGGCUUGGUACCUCCCAAUGCCUCAUGGCAUGCACUUGGGCUUUAGACUUCUGGUACGGUGGAAAGCUCAUCACCAAAGGCUACAUUACGUCAAAAGCCCUGUUUGAGACCUUCAUGAUCUUAGUUAGCACAGGUCGAGUUAUUGCCGACGCAGGGACCAUGACUAAUGACCUGGCGAAAGGAUCUGAUGCAGUCGGGUCAGUUUUUGCUGUGUUGGACCGAUUUACGUGUAUUGAGCCCGAAGACCUUGAAGGCUACAAGCCCGACAAAAUAACGGGCCAUGUGGAGCUACGCGACAUCCAAUUUGCAUACCCGGCUAGGCCCGACGUCAUGGUCUUCAACCGAUUUUCUAUCAACAUUGAAGCAGGGAGAGCAACAGCGUUGGUUGGACAAAGUGGGUCCGGGAAAUCAACCAUCAUUGGAUUGAUCGAGCGAUUCUACGACCCACUUAAUGGCAUUGUGAAAAUCGACGGUCGUGACAUCAAAUCAUACCAUCUGAGAUCACUAAGGAACCACAUUGCACUUGUUAGUCAAGAGCCGACUUUGUUUGCGGGGUCUAUUCGAGAUAACAUCACUUACGGUGCAUCAGAUAAGAUUGACGAAGCAGAGGUCAUUGAAGUGGCUAAGGCGGCCAAUGCUCACGAGUUCAUCGCGUGCCUAAAAGACGGGUACGAUACGUGGUGUGGGGAUAGAGGAUUGCAGCUGUCGGGUGGACAGAAGCAACGAAUUGCGAUAGCCCGUGCUAUAUUGAAAAACCCAGCAAUCCUGUUACUAGACGAGGCCACUAGUGCACUUGAUAGCCAAUCGGAGAAAGUUGUACAAGACGCGCUCGAGCGCGUGAUGGUGGGGAGAACUAGCGUGGUGGUGGCCCACAGGUUGAGUACGAUACAAAACUGCGACAUGAUUGCUGUUUUGGAUAAACGGAAUGUGGUGGAAAAAGGAACCCACUCUUCUUUGUUGGGUAAGGGUCCUGCUGGAGUGUACUUCUCGCUGGUCAAUCUUCAGAGAACGCCUAAGGCACUCGACGGUCAAUUUUAAUUUGUAUUUUGCAAAUGAUGGGGUUGAUGUAAGUUUCUCAGAAACAUGAGCAGGGGAAGAUGCUCCCUUUGUGAUUCCGUAAGUAAAUUCUAAUAAUAGUUUGCAAUAUGUCAAUCCGCAGUGGUGAUGAAUUGAAAAACUUCGAUCUAACA